Molecule: messenger RNA, 1008 nt
Organism: Encephalitozoon hellem ATCC 50504
Lineage: Eukaryota; Fungi; Microsporidia; Unikaryonidae
Product: 60S ribosomal protein L4
Exons: 1
Coding region: 1-1008 (335 amino acids)
Biological process (GO): translation
Cellular component (GO): ribosome; cytosolic large ribosomal subunit
Molecular function (GO): structural constituent of ribosome; RNA binding
Source: RefSeq, a predicted model, not a curated record
AUGAAGCAACAGAUCAACUGCUACGAAGUUGACGGGGUGACUGUGAAGAAGACCUUGGACCUUCCUGAGGUUUUCUCUGUGCCUGUGAGGCAAGAUCUCGUACUGAAGACCUACUCUUUGUACAGGAUGAAGACCCGACAGCCAUAUGCGGUGUCGAAGUAUGCAGGUAUGCAGCACUCUGCAGAGUCGUGGGGAACUGGAAGAGCGAUUGCCCGUGUGCCUCGGGUGAAGGGAGGAGGAACAAGAAGGGCAGGACAGGGAGCGUUUGCAAACUUCUGCCGUAAGGGAAGGAUGGCACAUCCCACGAAGACUCACAGGAGAUGGGCCAGGAAGGUUGUGGAGAACACCAAGAGGAUAGCUGAAGCGAUGGCGGUUGCAGCAUCUGCACAGACAUCUCUUGUUGAGGCAAGGGGACACAGGAUAUCUGGUGUGAAGAUGCUUCCGAUUAUUGUUUCCGACGGCAUUAGAGAUGUCAAGAAGACCAAGGAUGCACUGCAGAUUCUCAAGGACUUGAACAUGAAGGAGGAAUUGAAGAGAGUGGAGAACAGCAGAGGGAUCCGCUGUGGUAAGGGAAAGAUGAGGAACAGAAGAUACACACAGAGGAAAGGGAUACUAAUUGUCCAUGGAGAGUCUUCUGAGCUGCUUGCAUUCAGAAACAUCCGUGGUGUUGACCAGAUGAGCAUUGAUAACUUGGAUCUCCUUGAGCUUGCACCUGGAGGAAUGCCUGGAAGGCUUAUUAUUUGGACGGAAAGUGCAUUUGAGAAGCUGGACAAGAUCUUUGGAGGAGUUGAGAGGGAGGCAGAGCUUACACCUGGAUUCAAGCUUCCGAACAAGAUUGUGACCCACGAUGACCUUGAAGAACUGUUCUACAGUGACGCUGUGCAGUCGAUUCUCGAUGAGCCUCUGUUUGUAGGAAGAACGGAGCUUAAGCUAAGUGACGAGGAGAUGGAGGAGAGGCUGAGGUUCAUUAAGAAGUUCGAUGCAUCUGCAAUAAGAUCUACUAAUUAA